Messenger RNA from Clonostachys solani, 1048 nucleotides. The record is from the annotation of a GenBank genome assembly. NCBI's taxonomy places the organism in Eukaryota, Fungi, Ascomycota, Sordariomycetes, Hypocreales, Bionectriaceae.
AUGCUGGAUGAUUACGUCGCAAAUUGCUAUCCCUUUGCUGGUCGUGAUACUCUGACAGAGCUUACAUAUUUCGUCUGCUGGAUGUUCCUGGUUGAUGAUGAGAUUGAUCGAGUGACAGGAGACAAUGGAUGUCACGAGAACAGCCUUCUCACUCUAUGGGACGAUGUCUUGGACCUCGUCCGGAGCAAUUUAUCCGAGGGAGAAGAUGCGGACAUCAACGGUUGUGGGGAAUUGAGGCCCAUGGAAGCUUUCAGUACUUUUGGUAAAAGUCUGCAACGGGGGUACACGAAGGGUAAGACGAUUCUAUCCUAUCAACAACAGCAUUUGCGUUAAUGAUGAAUCAAUUACAGAACAGUGCAGCCGUUACAUGACCCAACUACUCGCCACUGCCGAAGGCUACUUAGCCGAGCAACGCUUCCGUGAUAAAAGCGAGUUGCCGGAUUACGAGGCAUAUUGUAACUACAGAUCCGGACGAUGCUGCAUGGGACAAGUUGUCUCCUUGAUUGAGUAUGCUAUCCUUUACAUAGCAUGUAGGAUUUUACCAGCUUACCAAGCUGUGCGAUAGGUUUGCCAAUGGAUCGCAAUUGCCAGCCGAAAUCAUGGACUCUCCGGAAAUGGAAAAGCUCUUAGCUAACAUGGUCAUUCUUCUUUGGAUGUGAGUAGCGCAAAACCAAACGAGCUACAUAUGCUGAGUUUAUUUAGUAAUAAUGAUAUUGUAUCUCUGAGAAAGGAAUUGGUAGGAGGAUCAACCCCGUUGCUUGCGUUCAGGCCUAACUAACCCUGUCGCUAGCGAGAUGGUUUCUUUGAGAACCUUGUUGUAAUCUCGUCAGGUUCGGCUUGCGAUCUCCAGGCUGGGCUUAACCAUGUUGUUGGAAGACUGGAAGAGACCAUCCAGGAAAUUGAUAGCGCGGCAUCUGCCUUGAUGGGGUCUGCUACCGAGAAUAUUAGCCACCUUCCGAAGGACCUGAAGCGCGUUAUUCUAGAUCAUCUGAGACUAUUUAUCAGCAACUGCAAGUCCAUGUGCAGAGGCAUUGUUUCCUGGAGGUAA